UAAGGCAUGUCGAGAGUAGCAGUGGCACAAGCACAAACUGCUGCAACUGCCUCUCCUCUGUACAUGGGAUAAUGGCCGCUGUUGUUUAUCAUCUCCAUAGAGACCAUUUCUGACCUCUUUCUUUCUCUCUACGAGUUUCUGAUAUCAAUAAAUAAACAAAUCAACAAUGCAUAUGAUGCAGUUUUACUCGCCUUCUUCUCUCCUUCGCUUCUGCUGUUACUGUGGCUCUGCUGGUCUCGAGACCGCCAGGAAGAAGCAGCUCGUCUUCCUUGGCUCCCCUCCUGUUGCUGCAUCUGUUUUGGAUAAGCUGUUCCAUGCAUCUCGAGCGCCCGAUUCCACUUUCGAGCUUGCAGCAAUUGUUACCCAGCCACCUUCUGCAAGGCACAGAGGGAAAAAGUUAAUGCCCUCCCCUGUUGCACAACAUGCUCUAGACUUGGGCUUCCCUAACAAUCUCAUUUUUACGCCUGAAAGAGCUGGGGAGGAGAAAUUUUUGUCUGAUUUGAGGGCUAUAAAACCUGAACUUUGUGUCACGGCAGCAUAUGGGAACAUUUUGCCCAACAAAUUUCUUGAGAUUCCACAAUGCGGCAUUGUCAAUAUACAUCCUAGUUUGCUGCCCCUCUAUCGUGGAGCUGCACCUGUUCAACGAGCAUUACAAGAUGAUGCCAAAGAAACUGGAGUGUCACUUGUAUAUACAGUUCGGGCCUUGGAUGCUGGACCAAUUAUUGCAUUUGAAAAAUUUCAAGUUGAUGAUUGCAUCAAAGCACCGGAGUUGCUUUCAAUACUUUUUGAUCGAGGAGGCAAACUUUUGAUUCAAGAACUGACUUCCAUUUUUGACGGAUUUGCACGAUUAACUGCAUUGGAACAGGAUGAUUCCAGGGCUACUUUGGCUCCUAAGCUAAGGGUUGAGGAAUCAUGGCUAUCUUUUGAUGAAGACGCUUUGGUUGUGCAUAACAAGGUCCGUGCAUUUGCAGGCUGGCCAGGAACUCGGACCAAAGUCCAAAUUGUUCAUGAUAAUGAACCGCCUCAAAUUCUAGAGCUGAAGAUUAUUACCACUAAAGUUUACAAUAACCAAUUCCAGGGUGGUGGAAACGUCACAUUUGAAGGAGGUGUCUUGAUAUUUCCAUGUGCUCAUGGAUCUGCAUUGGAGACAAAAAUACCCUUCCCGUACCAAAAAAAAAUCAAUUAGCGCUGACUAUUGGACCCAAGUAACACAUUGCCAGAGCACGAUAUGCAACUGUUGGAGUGCACUGUCUAGAACAUAUACUGUCGGAGCGCCUCCGGAUACAACCAGAGUGUUGUGAUUCUAAGACAAGUAUCGCUGAAGCGCCCUAUUCAAUUGCCGAAGCGCCUCGUCUCCAAAACAAGCAUUGUCGGAGUGCGUUUUGCAAAUGCUGAAGGACUGUCGUCUCUAGAACAUGCAUAGUCGGAGCUCAUGUGUCUCGAGUGCCCGAGCACUGUCUCAAGUGCCAGAGUGCCCUAUGCAACAGCCGGAGCGUUGUAGCUCCAGAGCAUGUAUUACUGGAGCGCCCUUUGAGACUGUCGGAGCGCAUUGUCUCCAGAAUGUGUACUGCUAAAGCGCCUUCUGCUACUGUCGGAGCGCUGUGUCUUCAGCGUCGGAGUGCCCUAUGCAAUUACUGGAGCGCUGUGGCUCCAGAGCAUGUAUUGCCAAAGUGCCCUUUGGGACUGCCAGAGCGCAUUCUCUCCAGAAUGUGUACUGCCGGAGCGUUGUGUCUUCAGUGCCGAAGCGCCCUAUGCAAUUGUCGAAACGUUGUGGUUCCAGAGCAUGUAUUCCCGGAGCACCCUUUGGGACUGCAUGAGCACAUUGUCUCUAGAACGUUGACUAUCGGAGCGCCUUCUGCUACUGCCGGAGCGCUUCAUCUUCAGUGCCGGAGCGGCCUAUGCAACUGUCGGAGCGCUGUGGCUUCAGAGCAUGUAUUGUCGAAGUGCCAUUUGAGACUGCCAGAGCGCAUUGUCUUUAGAAUGUUGACUUCCGGAGCGCUUCGUCUUUAGUGCCGGAGCACCCUAUGCGAUUGCCGGAGCGCUGUGGCUCCAAAGCGUGUAUUGUCGGAGUGCCCUUUGACGCUGCCAGAGCGCAUUGUUUCCUAAACGUGUACUGCCAAAGCGCUGUCCCUCAACUUCCGUUUUUUUUUUUUGUCUUUUUGCCUUUGGUGGUGUUAUAUGUUAGCUAAUAAUAGGGAGAACUGGAGUUACGUGUUUUUUUUAGGUGGUGGUGACACUGUUUUUAACUGGCAGAUGGAUUUGAUUGCUAAAUCCUUCUCCUUAAGCCUGGUCAUUUAUUGGAAUUUUUGCGAA
Messenger RNA from Amborella trichopoda, 2313 nucleotides. RefSeq names its product formyltransferase (gene PDE194). Gene Ontology annotation, biological process: conversion of methionyl-tRNA to N-formyl-methionyl-tRNA; biosynthetic process. Gene Ontology annotation, cellular component: mitochondrion. Gene Ontology annotation, molecular function: methionyl-tRNA formyltransferase activity. Lineage: Eukaryota; Viridiplantae; Streptophyta; Magnoliopsida; Amborellales; Amborellaceae. The record is from RefSeq and is a predicted model, not a curated record.